GCGGGGAGGCCUUAGCUCCGGGCGGGCGGCGGCUGCUGCAGCGGGACCCGGGAGCGGGGCCCGGCGCCGCCCGGGCUGCGGGGCGAUGUGAGCCCUAGGUGUGACCCAGAGGGAUCCAGGUGACUUCUCUGCAGACUGUUUGCCAUGACACCCCACCAAGGACGGAGGGACUAAAGUGGGAGGCCUUCCCCAUGCCCGUCCCAUGGGCAGCUCCCCGAUGGCCUGGGUGAGGGCGGGUUGGCUGCUCUAACACCAUGGGGAGCUGUUGUAGCUGCCUGAACAGAGACAGUGUCCCAGACAACCACCCCACCAAGUUCAAGGUGACCAAUGUGGACGAUGAAGGGGUGGAGCUGGGCUCGGGGGUGAUGGAGCUGACGCAGAGCGAGCUGCUGCUGCACCUGCAUCGGCGGGAGGCCGUCCGCUGGCCCUACCUCUGCCUGCGGCGCUACGGCUACGACUCCAACCUCUUCUCCUUUGAGAGUGGCCGCCGCUGUCAGACAGGCCAGGGGAUAUUUGCAUUCAAGUGCUCCCGGGCCGAGGAAAUCUUCAACCUCCUUCAGGAUCUGAUGCAGUGCAACAGCAUCAACGUAAUGGAAGAGCCAGUCAUCAUUACCCGCAAUAGCCAUCCCACUGAGCUUGACCUCUCUCGGGGCCCCCAGCAGCCCAACGCUCCAGGCUACUCUGUCUCCAGUUUCUCCAAUGGCUUCCCUGGCUGCCCUGGCGAAGGCCCACGAUUCUCUGCUCCCCGGCGCUCCUCAGCAAGCAGCCUGCGACACGCCUCACUUGGGGAAGAGUCCACCCACGUCCUCAUUGCUCCUGAUGAACAGUCCCACACCUAUGUGAACACACCGGCUGGUGACGAGGACCACCGCAGGAGCCGCCACUGCCUGCAGCCUCUGCCUGAGGGCCGGGCACCCCCGCAGGUCCGGGGACCUGACCAGCGGGACCCACAGGUGUUCUUGCAGCCGGGUCAGGUGAAGUUCGUGUUGGGCCCCACUCCUGCUCGGCAGCACGUGAUGAAGUGCCAGGGCCUCUGCCCCAGUCUGCAUGACCCUCCCCACCACAACAAUAACGAGGGCCCCUCUGAGUGCCAAGCCCAGCCCAAGUGCACCUACGAGAACGUCAGCGGGGGGCUGCGGAGAGGGACUGGCUGGAGACUGAGCCCAGAGGAGCCAGGCUGGAGUGGCCUGGCUCACCGCCGGGCUGCCCUGUUGCACUAUGAGAACCUGCCCCCGCUGCCCCCUGUGUGGGAGAGCCAAGCCCAGCAGCUGACCGGGGAGGCUGGGGAUGAUGGGGACUCGAGGGAUGGGCUCACACCCUCCUCCAAUGGUUUCCCUGAUGGUGAGGAGGAUGAGACUCCCCUGCAGAAGCCCACCAGCACCCGGGCUACCGCCCGCAGCCACAGCAGCUUCCCUGUGCCACUGACCCGCCGCCGUGGCUCCCCAAGGGUCUUCAACUUUGACUUCCGUCGGCCAGGCCCCGAGCCCCCAAGGCAGCUCAACUACAUCCAGGUGGAGCUCAAGGGCUGGGGUGGAGACCACCCCAAGGGGCCUCAGAACCCCUCAAUUCGAGCCCCUGUACCUGCCACACACCCUGCCCGCAGCUCAGACUCCUACGCCGUGAUUGACCUCAAGAAGACCGUGGCCAUGUCCAACCUGCAGAGGGCUCUGCCCCGAGACGACGGCACCGCCAGGAAGACCCGGCACAACAGCACUGACCUGCCUCUGUAAACGCCCGGUCCUCCACCUCUUUGCACUGUGGCCCAGCCUCUGCCUCCCACUCCAUUCUCUGCCCCACCCAGCCCAGGGCUCAGGGCUGCGCUGCAGAAGGCAUCGAGGUGGGACCAGAUGCUUCCCUAUGCUGCUGGAGUCCCCAAAGAUGUCAGCCACUGAGUGUCCAGGUCCCCAAGCUGGGAGAGGAAAGGGUGACUGGGUGAGAAGGGAGCCACGAUGUAAGCUGUGAAGGCCUCCCGUGGUUGCAUCUCACACCCUCCUCUUGUGUCCGUCCAUCUGUCUUGUUUGUCCGCUAUCUGUGUAUGGUUUUUUUGGUUGGAAUUUUGAAACAU
Molecule: messenger RNA, 2065 nt
Organism: Castor canadensis (American beaver)
Lineage: Eukaryota; Metazoa; Chordata; Mammalia; Rodentia; Castoridae
Gene: Frs3
Product: fibroblast growth factor receptor substrate 3
Biological process (GO): fibroblast growth factor receptor signaling pathway
Cellular component (GO): cytoplasm
Molecular function (GO): transmembrane receptor protein tyrosine kinase adaptor activity; fibroblast growth factor receptor binding
Source: RefSeq, a predicted model, not a curated record